Molecule: messenger RNA, 711 nt
Organism: Striga hermonthica
Lineage: Eukaryota; Viridiplantae; Streptophyta; Magnoliopsida; Lamiales; Orobanchaceae
Source: the annotation of a GenBank genome assembly
AUGCAGGUGAUCGUAGCAGAUGAGGAGCAAAGGAGGUUGAUAUUCUCAGAAAAGAAGCUCAGCUGGUCAAAGUUCUCUCCUCAACUGGAGUUAGGAGACAUUUAUUAUGGCAGGGUAGGAGCUGUGAUGGAUUUUGGUGCCCUUGUUCAUCUCCGUUUUCCAGAUGGGCUUUAUCAUCUCACUGGACUAGUGCAUGUUUCAGAACUAUCAUGGGACUUCAUCCUCCACGCGAGAGAUUUCCUGGCUGUGGGUGAUGAAGUGCGAGUCAAAAUUGUGCAUAUAAAUUGGGAAGAGUCAAAUAUCAAAUUGUCCAUAAAACAACUGACUGAAGAUCCUCUUUUAGAAACUUUAGACAAAUUUAUUCCUCAGGAUGUCUCAGCAGAUCCCGAUGCAUUAGAUGGAAGCGAUCAUUUUACCAUAGAACCUCUUCCUGGGCUCGACACAAUAAUUGAAGAGCUAUUGAAGGAAGAUGGAUCAUUGGCCAAGGAUAUGAGAAAAGGGUAUUUUCCCAGGAUUUGCAGCUUUGGCUUUCAAAUGCACCAACUAGAGGAGAUCAAUACACCAUUCUUGCUCGAGCGGGAAGACAGGUGCAAGAAAUACAACUCUCGACUUCACUUGAUCAAGGUGGAAUUAAGAGGGCUCUGCAGCUGGCGUUGGAACGCGUUCCAUGAAUUUCUACGUCCCGUUAGAGAAGUGUAUCUACUGGUGUAA